AUGGAGAAUGUGACUAUGUCUAACCUAAGUGUGGAUAGUAACACAACAGUGCUGGGUAACCAGACCUUGGGCGUUUGGACGGACUACACAACCGAAUACAAAGUGGCAAGCAUCUUUUUAGUGUCUCUUAUCUGCGGGGUUGGGAUAGUUGGUAAUAUUAUGGUCAUAUUGGUAGUUUUGACCACGAAACACAUGCGGACUCCCACAAACUGUUACCUAGUGAGCUUGGCCGCGGCUGACCUGAUGGUGCUGACUGCGGCUGGACUGCCCAACAUCACGGACGCGCUUUACGGCGAGUGGGUCUACGGUUACGCAGGGUGUUUGGGCAUCACGUAUUUUCAGUAUUUAGGGAUAAACGCAUCAUCUUGCUCCAUCACUGCUUUCACCGUUGAGCGCUAUAUUGCUAUCUGUCACCCUAUUAAAGCCCAAUUCUUGUGCACUUUGUCCAGAGCCAAAAAGAUUAUAAUGGUGGUUUGGGCGCUCACGUCUGCGUACUGCGUAAUGUGGCUUUUCUUGUCAGAUACAAUAAAGUUAGUCUAUGACAACGUGGUGCUGCUGAACUGCGCUUAUAAAGUGUCUAGGAAUUACUACCUACCCAUUUACUUCACGGAUUUCGCGGUGUUUUACGUGCUGCCGCUCAUGCUGGCCACUGUUAUGUAUGGACUAAUCGGCAGGAUAUUAUACCUCAACCCACUGCCCUCGGACCCGAAGGGCAACACCCAGAAGUGGAAGAAAGAGACCACCAGCCAAGGCGCACGAAUGGUCAGCACCAACUCCUCUAGCUCCACCACGGCAGCUUCACGCAGACAGGUAACAAAGAUGCUUGCUGUGGUGGUCAUCCUCUUUGCCUUGCUCUGGAUGCCCUACCGGACCUUGGUGGUGGUCAACUCCUUCCUGGACGAUGCCUACCUGGACACCUGGUUCCUGCUCUUCUGUCGCCUCUGCAUUUACCUCAACAGUGCCAUUAACCCCGUCAUCUACAACGCCAUGUCCCAGAAGUUUCGCUCUGCUUUUCAGAAGUUGUGCCACUGUGGACCUCAACGAAUUGAGAAACCUGCCACUUACAGCUUAGCCCUGACCUAUAGUGUGAUAAAGGAGACAUCCAAUGGGGAAAGCCCUGAUCACUUCACCACAGAGAUGGAUGAACUGCACACGCCUAUGGAUCAUUACAUAUCCAACAAGAAAGUACAAUAUGGUGAAAGCUGCUCGGCAUCAGACAUGUCAAAGGACGAUGAUCCAGUGAAGUGA
Messenger RNA from Boleophthalmus pectinirostris (great blue-spotted mudskipper), 1248 nucleotides. RefSeq names its product thyrotropin-releasing hormone receptor a (gene trhra). Gene Ontology annotation, cellular component: membrane. Gene Ontology annotation, molecular function: thyrotropin-releasing hormone receptor activity. NCBI's taxonomy places the organism in Eukaryota, Metazoa, Chordata, Actinopteri, Gobiiformes, Gobiidae. The record is from RefSeq and is a predicted model, not a curated record. Gene Ontology annotation, biological process: phospholipase C-activating G protein-coupled receptor signaling pathway. The coding region runs from base 1 to 1248 and encodes 415 amino acids. The transcript is spliced from 3 exons.